Molecule: messenger RNA, 3285 nt
Organism: Rhodotorula toruloides NP11
Lineage: Eukaryota; Fungi; Basidiomycota; Microbotryomycetes; Sporidiobolales; Sporidiobolaceae
Exons: 3
Coding region: 1-3285 (1094 amino acids)
Source: RefSeq, a predicted model, not a curated record
AUGCGGCUCACCCUUGUCCCUCCGAGCGCGUACCCCGUGCCACCACUCCUCCAAUCUCACGUCCUCGACCCGCCAACCCUCCCACCGCCGCGCUCGCUGCGCACCCCGCCCGCCUGGGUCAAGGCGAAGAAGGCGCUGAACGAGGUCGGGUUGCAACUGCCGAGUUACUUAGCGGCGGACAGGGCGUUGUGGUGGCAGGUCGCGGUGACCGAGGUCGAGUGGAACCUCGAGGAGGAGGAAAUUGUCGUCAAGUUUGUCGAUGGCGCGGAGGAGCGAUGGGCUCUUGACGGCGGGAGAACCUUGUCGAACGAGCUCGUGAUUGACAGCGAGGUCGCCGACGGCGUGACGGCGACUCCACCUGCGCCGACCCAGCCGCAACCCAAGUCUCGCUGGUCACCUCGGAACGUCCUCGCCCGCCUCCGCGACCUGUCGCACGAGCUGCGCUCCGCCUACGAAGACCUCGGCACUUCCUCUGCUCACGACCCGCUCGCGCCCGACAUCUCCAGCGAGUCCGACUACCUCCUCCUCAUGCAACUGUCGGCGAAACCGGCCCAGCAAGUCCCGUUCGAGUGGGCGGACGCGCAGACGUUGUACGAGUACGCGAUGGAGGGCUUGAUUGACGAGGACGAGCUGGAUGCGGACGAGGGAGUCGCGAAGAAGAGGCCGUCGUCGGACGGACCUUCUCAACCUGGAUCCGACGGCGUCGACAGUCCUUCGCGCGACUCGCACGGCAAGUUCCACUCGAGGCGUCGUCCGACACGCACGAAGGCGUCAGCGAGUGGUGAGGCGAGCGCAGGUCGUCCACCGCAUGACCACCUCUCGACCAUCCACCUCCUCUCGACCAUCCGCACUUUCCUCCUCGACCUCUUCGCACACAUCAUCAUCCCCCACCUCCAGCAGACGAUGCCUCCGACGUAUACGCUCUGGACUGCCGACGCUGCCAUCGUCUGGUGCCGCCGCGAAGCCGUCAAAGAGGGCGCCCAAGUCGCGGACCUCAUCCUCGAGUUGCUCGACGACGACGGCGACGCCUUCGAUGCGGCGCACGACGACGACAAGGACGAGAAGAUGGACGACAUUUUCGUCGAGGACGACGCAGUUUUCCUGUACGGCGAGGCGGGAGUCGCGCGAGAGCAGGCGGAGGAAGAAGCGAAGCAGGAGCGGCUCGCGACGAACCCGCUUCGCUCGAUGAGGGACGACUUUGCGCUUAGGAGCUGGUGUGAGUCGGCGCUUGACCGGCACCGCGCGAUGGACGACUUGGAGUGGGACGAGGUGACGGGGAAACCGUUGUGGAUCAAGCCAGUCGCGUCGUGGGACGUCUCGAAGCCGGCUGAUGGGGAGGGGAGCGACCUCGAGGACAGUGCUGGCGGACUAUCGUUCGGUUUCGGCGGCGCAUCAGCUUCGUCGCGUCGGUUCGCCGGCAGCUAUCCCUCGCCGCCGACUUCGCCCCCUCUCGUCGACGACAUCCCCGUCCUACCUCGCCCGCACUUCCGCUCCUUCUCGACUUCUCCCGACUCAGACGCGACCGACGAAGAAGACGCAGCGAGCGAGCCCGACUUCUUCGCCUCCUCGACUUCGGCAGACCAGUACCGUCCCGAGUUCUUCCGCCCGGAAGACCUCGUCGGCGAGCAGUUCUUGCCGCCCAAGCUGCCGAAGGAAUUGCUUGUCGCGACGGGAGACAGGGGACCAGAGAUGGAGGUGCAGAGGAGGAGCGUCGUCGAGCUGCUGAACGAGAUCGCUGGGCUGCAGAAGAAGAUCUACGAGCUUCAGCAAUUCGUCAGCAAGGAGGCGGGCGUGUGGGAGGAGGCGAGGGCGGAAGAGCGGAAGGGCAAACCCGCCGACUCUGAUGCGCAUGCGGUGUCGGGCCUGCGCUCGCCUCGACCGUCCGCGACUUCCCCUCCUCCGCCCAUGAACAGCAACAAGACGAUCCCGCUCCGUGCCCAGCCGCUUCGCCACCAGACCGCCGACCGCCGCCUCUCGUCCGCCCUGCAUACCGCACUCAACAGCAUCGCACCGAGCGAGCAAGACCGCAGCUCGAUGCUCAAGAAGGUCAAGUUGCCGAAGUCGCAGUCUGCAACGCCCAAGCCGAGGAAGCGGCAGAAAUUUAACCUCGAGAACUACAAGCGGGUCCAGGCAUUGUCGACGAUGGUGCGCGCAGAUCCGCCGGAGCAGCAAGAUGGAUCGACGAGGAAGAAGAAGCGCAAGAGGGAGCGGCACGACGAGGCGGGACGGGGAGGGGCCUUCUCCCCGACACAGAACGCCCUUCGCCUGCGUGCAGCGAUCGAAGGGUCGACGCCGCCGACAGCGAAGAAACCGCGUAAGGUCAGAUCAAUCAAGCGCGAGGCGGCGAGCGAGAACGUCCUCGCUUCCCCUUCGCCCAUCCUUCGCCCUCCGGUCCCGCCUGCACCUCGACGCUCAGUCUCGGCAGGUGUAGCCUCAUCAGCUGCGCCGAGCGACCGGCACCGCACCGUCAUCGAGCUCAGCGAACGAAGGCGCCGCUCGCUGUCCGAUGCGAGCCGCUUGGCUCCGGUGAUGCUGCCCUCGCUGCCCGUCUCGGCCGUCCGCACUGGCGUCGAAGAAGGUGCCGGAGGAGCCGGUGAGGUCGAGGAGGAAGAGGCUGACGACGAGUUCGAGGAAGUCGAGGUCGGCGCGAAGUUCGCGGAGGAAGACGAGCUGGCUGACUGGGAUGCGCCGGUGACUGCGCCGUCCCUCGCCUGGGCAAGCUCGCGAGCUUUGCACGGGGGAGAUGAAGGUGUCGAGGAAGAGAAAGAGGAGGAGGACGAGCCCUUCGGUGUCGAAUUCGAGGCGCCGACCCGCCCUUCCUCACCUGUGCCCCGACAACCCGGUCCGCCACCGUCUACGACUUCAUUCGGCAUCCAUACUCCACUUUCGCCGACCUCUCUUGCCUCGACGUCUGCCCAACCGGCCAAUUGCCUUCUGCCUACCCCGGUCACUCCGUUGCGACCUCGUAUCGAGCGGUCCAUCCCCUUCACGCCCGUCUCGCCUCAGCUCUUCAUAUCGCCGGACUUGCUCCAGCCUGUCGCUCGCCGUCCGACUCAAGCGAUUGACGUCUCGCCCACUCCCACGGCCAGAACGACUCCGCCUGCGCACUCGUCGUCUGCGGCGGCGUCGAGUCCGUCGGGUCUCGCGCAGCGUCUUCGCAACACACUCGCCGCCGCAGCCGCCGACCCGUGCCCAGCGAGCAACCGGCACGCAGAUGACCGCGUCGAGGUUGGCGAGGAGGCCGAAUUGGGCGAGCAGGGAAGCGAGGAGGAGCUGUGCGGGUAG